AUGUUUUGUUUGGAUCGAAGAAUUUGUUUUUCUUCAGUCAAAGAGAUCCAGAUUGCUCAGCAGGAAGAAUUCUUCAAUGAGUAUCAAGAUGAUGCAAUGGAAAUGUCUGAUGGAGAAGAUGGUGAGCCUGGAACGCCAGCUGAGCCACCCACCAAGAAAACGAAAUCAGAGAUUGAUCAAAAUUUGCAAUAUGAGAAUGAUGCUUUGAAGUGUCAGCUAGAAGCUUACAAGAAUGAGAUUAAUAUAGCCAAACAAGAAUCCCUGAAUUCUUUGGAAAUGAAAGACAAGCAAAUAAAAGCUUUACAAUUGGCAUUACAGGGAAUGCAACAACAAUUAAUUUCUUCCCGUCAGCUGUCAAACAGUUCUGAAAUGCCAUCAUCUAGCAAAAAUGAUACGUUGACAGAUUCUACUUCUGAAGAAAAUUCCUCAAAAAGUAAAGAUCCGACACCAGAUCAAGAGAAUCAGUCAGUUGAUUCUGAAGAUCAAAGUGCAUCCUCUUCCAACAUAAAUGACUCCUUACCCUGUCUCUCCUUGUCCACAUCUCAGGCUAUCAACAGUAAUGACUUAGUUAUCUCUAAGCAACAAAUCAAACUCAUUGGUUUAUUAAGUUGUUUUUUGAAUGUGCAUCCAAUGGGAGCAAGUCCUGAUUAUAUCUGGUCAUACCUAAAGCAGAUGCAGAUACAAAUACGUGCAAGUGAGAUAGAAGAAUUGCUUGAGAGAUUACCGUCACUCUUCAAACUGGAAGUCUUUGGUUGUGGGGCAUCACUUGAGCGCAGGUGGAAGUUCACAGUGUUUUUGAUUAAAUAUCUUCAUUAUUUUAUAAAAUCACUCGUCUUCACUGUGCUCCUUCUUUUCUCAUUUUCUGCUACUGCUUGUACCUUCUCCAGUCAGGCUUUCUGCUACUGCUUGUACCCUCUCCAGCCAGGCUUUCUGCUACUGCUUGUACCCUCUCCAGCCAGGCUUUCUGCUUGCUGGCCUUGA
This is a messenger RNA of Acanthosepion pharaonis, 981 nucleotides long. The record is from the annotation of a GenBank genome assembly. NCBI's taxonomy places the organism in Eukaryota, Metazoa, Mollusca, Cephalopoda, Sepiida, Sepiidae.